Tympanuchus pallidicinctus (lesser prairie-chicken) is the source of this 3684-nucleotide messenger RNA. It is a transcript of the gene THRAP3, whose product is annotated as thyroid hormone receptor associated protein 3. Bases 269 to 3166 code for a protein of 965 amino acids. Gene Ontology annotation, cellular component: mediator complex. Gene Ontology annotation, molecular function: transcription coregulator activity; DNA binding. Gene Ontology annotation, biological process: positive regulation of transcription by RNA polymerase II. NCBI's taxonomy places the organism in Eukaryota, Metazoa, Chordata, Aves, Galliformes, Phasianidae. The record is from RefSeq and is a predicted model, not a curated record. The transcript is spliced from 12 exons.
AGGGGUUCGGACUGCGCCUCCCGGCAGCCUCUGCGUGCGGGCGGCGGGCGGGCGCGAAGCGGAAGUGCGUGAGGAGGAGGUGGAGGCGCCUGGCCGCUGAGGAGGCCGCAGGCGGAGUUGGGUCCGGUUUGUUUCCUGGUUUCAUAUUUGACACAACUCAGACAGUAAAACUGACUGUUGAAGGGUGCAGAGUGUGAAUCUGCUCGAGCAGGUGGGCAUGCGACAGAAAACAGGAUCUUCAAAGGUGUGACCGACGGCUGCUCUCAAGAUGUCUAAAACCAACAAAUCCAAAUCUGGAUCUCGUUCUUCUCGUUCGAGAUCCGGGUCGAGGUCACGCUCGCGUUCCUUCUCCAAAUCCCGUUCCCGUUCUCGCUCUGUUUCACGCUCGAGGAAACGCAGGCUCAGUUCUAGGUCCCGUUCAAGGUCGUAUUCUCCAUCUCAUAACAGGGAAAGGAACCAUCCAAGAGUCUAUCAGAACCGGGAUUUCAGAGGUCAUAACAGAGGAUACAGGAGACCGUAUUAUUUCCGAGGCCGGAAUCGAGGCUUCUAUCCGUGGGGCCAAUAUAACAGAGGAGGAUAUGGGAACUACAGGUCUAACUGGCAAAACUACCGCCAAGCUUACAGCCCUCGCAGGGGGAGGUCGCGCUCCCGCUCCCCCAAGAGAAGAUCUCCUUCCCCGAGGUCCAGAAGUCACUCCAGGAAUUCUGAUAAGUCGUCAUCCGACCGCUCCAGGAGGUCUUCCUCUUCUCGGUCCUCCUCCAACCACAGCCGAGUCGAGUCUUCCAAGCGUAAAUCUGGGAAGGACAAAAAGUCAUCUUCCAAGGAAGCCCGAGCGUCUCAGGCCGCGGGAGAAAACCAAGGUGACGAUUCGAAGGAGCAGCCGUUUUCGGGAGCAGCUGCUCAAGAUGCCAAGGCGUCUGAGGGAUCAAAGCCGUGGCAAGACGUGUCGGCCUACGGCAGCAGCUCGGCGUCGAGAGCUGCUGCGCCUGAGCUCAGCCCGAGGGAACGCAGCCCUGCGUUAAAAAGCCCCCUGCAGUCGGUGGUGGUGAGGCGGCGUUCUCCUCGGCCAAGUCCGUUGCAGAAGUCGAGCUCCCCGCUGUCCAACCCCUCGCAGAUGAGCUCUGCCUCACAGAGCAGCGCCUCCUUUCAGGCAGGGUCUCAUCAGAGCCCGUUUGACCACGGCUCGUCGGGUCUGAGCCCAACAAGAAAGAGCCCUGUGUGCAAAAGUCCCACGCCCAUCAGUUCCAUGUAUGGUGCAUCUCAGAAGGAGGAAACCACGGCUCCUGGUGGGGGAGCCUUCUCCAAGAGGUAUCUGGAAGAGCAGAAGACAGAGAAUGGGAAAGACAAAGAUCAGAAAGUGACAAAUGUGGAGAAGGAAAAAAACAAAGAGAAAGGGAAUUUCUCUGAGGGAUCAACAGACGGAAAGGCCAAAUCUGAUUCCUAUGCAUCCAAAGCAGAUUCUGAGAAGGGAUAUCGUGGCAGUCAGUCGCCCAAGCGCUACAAGUUCCGAGAUGACUUUGACAAGCCAAAGGCACCGGAGUUCCACAAGGAAAGUCAUUAUGGCAAGGAGGAAACGGAUGAUCAGGAAAAGAAAGAAAAGGCAAAGAGCCGUAAGGAUUCAGAUUUUGAUGAUGAGCCCAAAUUUAUGUCUAAAGUGGUGGCGGCGUCGAGUAAAAGUCAAGAGGAGGAUAGGCAAGGCAAAUGGGAAGGAGUGGUGUUCUUGCCACCUGGGAAAGAGAAGCAGAGGAAGUCUGAGGAAAUGGAGGAGGAGAGCUAUUCGGAGAGAUCUAAAAAGGAAGAGAGGCCGGCGUCCAAGAGAGCUGAGCCGGGUCACCGGGGCUUUGUCCCUGAAAAGAAUUUUAGGGUGACCACUUACAAAACGAGCCAGGAAAAAAGCUCUUCUCCCCCACCGAGGAAAGCCUCCGAGGUAAAGGAGAAGCCAGGUUCCAAAGGAGACGGGCUGGCUCCUGGCAAGUCCUCCUUUUCCAUCACUCGUGAGGCACAGGUCAAUAUUCGGAUGGAUUCCUUCGAUGAAGAUCUUGCGCGUCCAAGCGGCAUACUGGCUCAGGAGCGCAAGCUGUGUCGUGACCUUGUGCACAGCAACAAAAAAGAGCAGGAGUUUCGUUCCAUAUUUCAUCAUAUUCAGUCUGCUCAGUCUCAGCGAAGCCCUUCUGAACUGUUUGCUCAACACAUAGUGACUAUAGUCCAUCAUGUCAGAGAGCAUCACUUUGGAUCGUCAGGAAUGACGCUGAACGAACGCUUUACCAAAUACCUAAAGAAAGGAAUGGAACAAGAAGCAGCUAAAAAUAAAAAGAGCCCUGAAAUUCACAGGAGGAUAGAUAUUUCUCCCAGUACUUUUAGAAAACAUGGAUUCUCUCAAGAGGAAUCGAAAAGUUCCAGAGAUCCCAGCUUCAAGGCUGAAGGGAAAUAUAAGGACGACCCUGUGGACCUGCGCCUUGAUAUCGAGCGCCGUAAAAAACAUAAGGAAAGAGAUCUUAAACGUGAUAAAUCCAGAGAGUCGGUGGAGUCCAGGGAUUCGAGUCACUCGAGGGAAAGAUCGGCUGAGAAAACGGAGAAAAGUCACAAAGGCUCAAAGAAAAAGAAACACCGACGGGUGCGUGAGAGGUCCAGGUCCAGCUCCUCGUCCUCACGCUCCUCGCAUUCAGUGAAGGCAGAGGAGUAUCCUGAGGAGCCUGAGGAGAGGGAGGAAAGCACCACAGGCUUUGACAAGUCCCGACUUGGAACUAAGGAAUUCACAGGUCCAAAUGAGAGAGGAAGAGCCCGAGGGACCUUUCAGUUCAGAGCGAGGGGCAGAGGAUGGGGCAGAGGCAACUUUUCAGGCAACAACAACAGCAACAGUGGUGGCAACAACGACUUCCAGAAGAGAAGCAGAGAAGAGGAUUGGGAUCCCGAGUACACGCCGAAGAGCAAGAAGUACUACCUGCACGACGACCGCGAGGGCGAAGGCGCCGACAAGUGGGUGAGCAGAGGCCGCGGCCGCGGCGCCUUCCCACGAGGCCGAGGGCGUUUCAUGUUCAGGAAGUCGAGCACCAGCCCCAAAUGGGCUCACGAUAAAUUCAGCGGCGAAGAAGGAGAAAUCGAAGACGACGAGAGCGGGGCGGAGAACAGAGAGGACAAGGACAGCCUGCCGUCGGCGGCCGAGUAGCGGCGGCGCUGGAGACGCCCUGCAGCCCCUGAGGGCUCUGCCACGACCUGACACGGCCCCGACUUCCCUGCCUUCUCACAGCUCCGCCCCUCCGUGCGGCCGAGCCGCAUCCCUUGUGCUCGGGGCACGGAGAGCCUCUUCCCAAAGACGUCUGGCACCGACUGAGUGCUGCUGAGGCCCUGGCCGUUCCGCCCGUGCCCUCGGGGCACGGCUGUGUUUGUUUGGGGGUUGAUUUGAUAACGGGCUCCGAAGGCGCCGCGGGGUUGGGUUUGUGCCCACCUGUAGUCCAGUAGUCGAUGGUUUUGUUUCUCUUUUCUAAUUUGAAGUAGUACGGCUCGGGGUUUUCUCGCCCGUUCCCAUUCUUCCCCCCUGUUGUGUAUUCCGUUUUGUUUUUUUAAUUUCAUACUCUCCUUUUAGGCCUUUGUGUAGUAACAUCAAUUAAAUGAUAAUUUUGGAAACUCUUUUUGGUUCUUGAAGUAAGAAGCGAUGCAGCAUGUGAAUAAAGAUCUAAAUGUUAA